Messenger RNA from Diaporthe amygdali, 2205 nucleotides. RefSeq lists its product as uncharacterized. The coding region runs from base 1 to 2205 and encodes 734 amino acids. NCBI's taxonomy places the organism in Eukaryota, Fungi, Ascomycota, Sordariomycetes, Diaporthales, Diaporthaceae. The transcript is spliced from 4 exons. The record is from RefSeq and is a predicted model, not a curated record.
AUGUUAGCCCAACUUCUGCUUGCGUCGCUGCUGCCGACAUUCUCAUUGGGUGCGACCAUUCAUUCCCACGGAAGCAGUCGUCUUCAGGCCCGACAGAAUGCAACUGAGCCGUGUGCUGUUGUCAGCCGCGAAUGGGCUGCUCAGAAGGCAGCCAAUGUCUCUGGAGUGCCGAUCGUAGACGGUCAGCUGGCAUACGAUUCCACUUCAUAUCUACAGGAUCCGCCAGCAUCGUUUCAAUUUCCUGCAUUUGAUAUUCCGGCCGCCUUCGAGGAAAUCAUCAGCAAUAUCCAGGGCGGUUUGUAUGCCAACGAGUACGAAUUCCAGGCCGACCUCUACGCCGCCUUCAAUCUAGCCAAAGACGGUCACUUCAGAUACUUCCCGGAUCUUGUCGCUGCAGCCCUUCAGUUCCGAAGGCAGGACAUUGCUUUGGCCUCAGUGAGCCUCGACGGGGUGGCAGUCCCUCAGAUCUAUGCGGUUUCUGAUCUUCGGGCCUACAAUAACGGCACAUUCACGAACCCAUCCCCAGUCACUCAGAUCAAUGGCGAGGACGCGGUCCCGGUAUUGGAGGAUUUGUCUCUCCUGGGUGCGCUGCAGGAUCGCGAUGCUCUCUACAACACCCUUUUCUACUCGCCAGCCUUUUAUGCUUCGAAUAAGGGCGACUGGCAAGGUUACUUUGGUGGGACCGGCCGCUAUGGUAAUAUCUAUCCCAACGCAUCUACGUCUCUGACGUUUGAGAACGGCACGACGAUCGACAUCCCCACUGUUGCACGGGUUGUGGGCGAUUUCUCCAACAUUACAGAUGGAGAAUCUUUCUACGCCAAGUACUGCUCGGGUACAGUCCCAGUCACAUCGGUAGCUACGCCUACUCCUGUGCCCACGCCUACGCCGGGUGGGAACCUAACGGGUACUACGCCGCUGGGAUAUCCAACUCCGGUCGUCGUCACAUCGGAUGGCUCUGCAGCUGGCUACUUCCUCCCAGACAGUGACGUGGCAGUCCUCGCGCUGCUCACCUAUGCGCCUGCGAUACCGGCCGAGUUCCAGCUCGCAGUUCAAACCCUCAUCGAGGACGCCAAGGCUGCCGGGAAGACGAAACUGAUAGUAGACGUCUCGGCCAACGGCGGAGGCUAUAUUUUCCAGGGCCACGAUACCUUUCGGCAACUCUUCCCCCAGAUACAACAGGAUGGCUUCAACCGCUUCCGCUCAAACGAACUCCUGCAGAUUGCGGGCAAGCAGUUCUCAGCCGCCAUUCCGCCUGGGUUCAAUCCUGAGACAAGUGAUAACGACACGCUGAUCAAUAUAUGGGAGUCGUAUCAGAACUUCCGCUUCGAUCUGAACUAUACCAAUCAGUCAUUCGUUUCGGUCGAGGACAAGUUCUCCCCGGAGACAAUCAACGGCGAUGAAUUCACCCCAAUCCACCGCUGGAACUUUGACGACCCCCUCUUGACCAUCAACGAGACCUAUGGUAUUGGUUUCGACGUGACGGGUUAUCGCUCCCGUGCGAACAACUUCACGCAGCCCUUCGCAGCCGAGGACAUCAUCCUCCUUUACGACGGCUACUGCGCCUCGACAUGCACUCUGUUUUCCGAGUUCCUGCGUAUCCAGGGUAAUGUGCGGUCCGUUACGUUCGGCGGCCGCCCCGGACUGGAUGAAUCAGGCGAGAUCCCCAUAAUUCAGAACUACGGCGGCGUCAAGGGGAGCAAUAAUGUCGGCUACAGCUACUUCAAUCAGCUCGCCGAAGUCUCGCUGGCAGCUCAGGGCAACGCGCUGAAUACCACGUCCGGGCCAGUGGGGCCUCUGUCUGACGACGAGAUUGCGUUGUUGGAGCUCAACCUCGACACGUACGCGGCCAAUCGCAGCACGGGGACAAGCAUCAAUGUGCGUGACAACAUUCUCAGGUACAAUAUAGAUGACGGUGUGCCCGCGCAGUUCAUCUACGAGCCAACGGACUGCAGACUGUUCUACACACCUAAGAGUAUCAUCGACCCCGAGGAACAGUGGCGGCAGGUAGCGGAGGCGGCUUGGGGAGGUGGAGACUGCGUUGCUGGCUCGCUGGGAACUGGAGAAGACAGGCUGAAGAGGAAUGCGGUGCGAAGCGGUGAGAAGUGGAAGAGAAGCGUUGAGCCCAAGGUGAUCAGCUUGCCAGACAAGGCGCCCGUGAGGACCCUCUGGUGGGAGGCGCAGUACGAAACAAGUGUGCCUUACUAA